Messenger RNA from Bolinopsis microptera, 3099 nucleotides. RefSeq lists its product as uncharacterized. Gene Ontology annotation, molecular function: molecular adaptor activity. Gene Ontology annotation, cellular component: glutamatergic synapse; postsynaptic specialization. Gene Ontology annotation, biological process: signaling. Bases 293 to 1468 code for a protein of 391 amino acids. NCBI's taxonomy places the organism in Eukaryota, Metazoa, Ctenophora, Tentaculata, Lobata, Bolinopsidae. The transcript has 5 exons. The record is from RefSeq and is a predicted model, not a curated record.
UGUACAUUUUGAGGUGAGCACCGCGUGUGGCCCCCCUCUCUUUUCAGAGUGAGAACAAUUAACCAGUAAUACAUAGCUCAUCUGAUUUCGUGUUGUUGUGCUAACAACUUAACUACGUGAUCUAUAUAUCAGUGUAUGAGUAGAUGGCAAAAUACUAGGCUGAGUCGAGCUUAUCUCUGAUGUAACUGUUGUCAUCCGAUACAUUUAUUAUUAUACUGUACCCGGCGUAUCGCACUCUCUCUCUCACUCUCUCUCCCUCACUCUUUGCUUGUGCUGUUUGUAAUUGUUUGACAUGUCACAAAGUGCUGGUAAACGUACUCGUAGAUCGUCUCAGAGUUGCUCACUGUUUUGCUUGCAGAUUCGAGCGCUGCUCCGCCCCGUGGACCCAGACAACUGCAGUACUUCAUCCCGAUCCCGCAGCACCAGCGAAGACAGCGUCGACUUACGGACUCGAAAUCAUCAGCUAACGCCCAACGGAAUCGUUGUUAUUGAUCCGCUGUUGUGUUCCAAAAAUUUAACUCAGAUUAAUGACAAUAAUGGGACGGUUACUAAUAAUGACUGCACUGAUAAGACUCGAAAUGAGCGGUCGGUGUGCGAAACUGUUGCGGAGGUCACUGAAAAUGUGACGGUCAGUGAAGUGGCAGAUCGAGAUUCAGCGGACAAAACGAACACUAACGCUAAUAAUAUCGAUCAUUCUAAUUCAAACGGGGAACUUUCAUCUACUGAAAAUCACGUGAUUCUCGAAAAUGGGGACAUCAGAAAUGGGCAUCAUCUAAACGGUGUUGUCAACGCAAACCACACAAUCGACGGGGACCUGGGGAAACCAGAAAGCGAUAAGGAAAUCAGUUGUGGGUCUGACCUGCCAUUGUUAGACAACGAUAAGGAAAAUAAUUCUUAUCUGGAAAACGGCAACUGUGACAGUUCAAUCGACGAGGAGAUAGCUAAUAACAGUAUCUACCUCAAAAUGGUGAAUGAUGAGGCAGAAGUAUUGGCGAAGGAACGUGAAUAUUUUGUUACUCUAAUUGAGGAAGCUACUGCUGCAUCUGAAGAAGCUGGUGGACGAGUGAUGGCGAGUUGCGGCAAAGCUAACUUACUGCUAACUUCCAAGUUUAAACAGUACAGAGGGCUCUGUGCUGAGUUCGAGAGUACCAGCAGAAAGAUGACAGCUGAUGAUAUGCAGGGUUUCUGGGAGCUCAUCCUUCUUCAGGUUGAAGACGUCAACAAGAUGUUUACUGCGCUGAGAAGUCUCAAGGAAAACAACUGGGUCAUCCCCAAAUCACCGAUGCCUAAAAAGAAAGGAGCCGGCACGCCACGAACACCAGCAGCCAAUAAGAAGAAGCCCCGGGAAAAGUCGGCUGCCCAAAAAGCGAGGGAUGAAGAACGUAGGAAGAUGUUACUCGCGAAGAAACUUGAGAUGAAGAAGAAGAUGCAAGAGAAUGGGAACGUGCCAGAGGUUAUCAUUACCUAAGGAAGUGUGUGGUCGACCUAGCCUGGAUCAGGGUAAACGGGCUGGGGUGACAGAGACACAGGUCAGAUGUUAGAAGCUGGGUUUAGGAUAGCGGGAUCACGUGAUAGUAGAUGGGAACACGUGAUAGUAGAUGGGAUCACGUGAUAGUAGAUGGGAUCACGUGAUAGUAGAUGGGAUCACGUGAUAGUAGAUGGGAUCACGUGGUCGCUAUUAAGAGACGGUCUGGUUGGUGUGAUGACCCGUUAAUAGGAAUAAUAGGAUCUGGAUAUUUGUGUAAUUGUUGUUUCCUUGUCCGCUGCUGAUUGUGUUCCACGACCUGGACAAGCCAAAAGGCGAAAGGUUCCCGCAAGUUAAACUGCUCCACGAAUAUGUCUUCCUUAGACAAGCAGAUCCUAUUACGAGUUUCUGAAUGAUAAUUAAUUGAGUUCUAGUCUAAAGUGUUGAAUUGAGAGUACCAAUACAAGUUGAUCGAUUUUCUGGUCACAUUUUUUUGAUUGAAAACUGAUAAUUUGUAGUGUAAUUAGCACUCCGUGCAACAAUUGUUUGAUUUGAAGGUAAGAAUUUAAGUUGAUGAGUGGUUUAGGCCAGUUAAAGAUGAGAUUGGAUUAUGCGUAUAUCUGUAAAUAUGCUAUUUGAUUACUAAAAUUCUAAACGUUUUUCCUUUUAUUUUUUGAAAAAGCGAGUGAUUUUGUGGUCAUUUAUUGUUGUAGUUAAAUUUUAUAAAAAUCAAGAAAAAAUAAUUGCUCAGUGUAGUUUUAUUGUAGAAGUGUUAUUCUUGCACAGUGCGGUAGUUUUCAAAAGGAUUGCAUUAUGGUGAACAAUUAUUGACAAGCAACGCAGCCUAAGGUCAUCAUUAUAGCAUAGUCGAGAUGAGGGAUCGUUCACAUAUUACUUGAGGUCCCCCACGGAAUUUCCUCCAGAAUCAUUGGUUCAUUUUAACCUGACGUGAAAUUGGAAGAUAACUCCCUGCUCCUGUCAGCAAUCAUUCAUUUCUAGUAACGCUCUCCCCCUAAAUAUGUCACAUAAAUGUGAACGACCCCUUUACCCUUAAAGUCAUGUAGAAAUCUGCCUCUUUGACGAAUGAAUGUUAAUAUAGAUGGUGUAGUUCAUCUAAUUUUCAAAAACAGAGCUUUUAAUAAAAAUGAGUAUUUACUAUUUUCCAUUUGGGCAAUUUUAGAAGUAAAUAGAUGCAUUUACAAAGAGGCAUGUUAGUAGAAGGAGAAUUUAAAGGUCGUUACCAUGUUCAGGGUUUUUACGUUUAGUAGGGUAUGUGAUGUUUAUUGUAUUUUUAAGUGCAAUAUUAUAUUUACUGCAUAAUGUGGGAUGACCAUAUUUUGAAAACUAAGUUUUUUUGGUUGAAGAGAAUAUUCAAGUCAAUUUUUAAAAUGAGUUCUCAAUUUGGUUAUUUGUACGUUUUGAUUGGUUUACCGCUUUCGUAUGAAAAACAUCCACGUUUAUUACACUAAGUCGAUAACUUUUAAUUUUGUUUAACUAUUUGUUUGCAUGUCAAUGUGUAAAUCUACUACAAUAAACUAUCUUGUCUUUUUUUGUCGUUGAAAGAUCGCCUAGAAAAUUUGAGAACGAAUGACUAUGCUAUGAUUAUCACUACAUUCGAAUGCUUACUUUGUUUG